Molecule: messenger RNA, 1416 nt
Organism: Aspergillus ibericus CBS 121593
Lineage: Eukaryota; Fungi; Ascomycota; Eurotiomycetes; Eurotiales; Aspergillaceae
Product: mismatch-specific DNA-glycosylase
Exons: 4
Coding region: 1-1416 (471 amino acids)
Biological process (GO): base-excision repair, AP site formation
Molecular function (GO): mismatch base pair DNA N-glycosylase activity
Source: RefSeq, a predicted model, not a curated record
AUGGGAAGACUUAUCAAGAAUCACUGGGCGCGACUCAUUAUCCUCACGGCCGCAGCUUACCAAAUCGGCGGUGCGAUCGAGGGAUUCAUCUGGCCCAAGGUAUUCUGGGACUUUAUGACGGAUAAUUUGAACGGCGCUGUGAACCCGGUUCCGGUUCUUCAAAUCCUCAACCUUCUCAUGGGCUUGCUGGGUCUUGCGUGGGAAUGGCCUUUUAAAUACUUUGCCGGCACCCUUGCACACCGCAGCAUCGAGUUCCGGUUGAUCUUCUAUCCCCUCAGCGCUCUACUCUCAAUGCUCCUCUAUCAAGGGACCGAUCCUGCACUGUACUACCUUAUCGGAAUUGGGGUUUAUUUCUGGGCCUACAGUGAAGGCGAGGUAUUUCCUGUACUCACUAACCCAACUACCUGGCCAGCCAACAAGCAAAUGUCCCCUCUCGUCGACAAUCCCCAAGGGGAUGCGCAUGAAGACGAGCUCGAGCAUGAGGCUGAGAACGACGUCCCCGUGAACAAGAAAACCACAUUCAACGGCCGAUUGAAUCAAUACUUCCACGUGGCGAAGAACAUCUCUACACAACAACCCAUCACCUCAACCAAACACGAAUCCAACAUCCAAACCACCUCCCCCCGAAAACGUAAACGCGACACCUCCAUCUCCAUGCUCCCAACCACCCGAAUAACCCGAUCCAUUACCCGAUCUCUCCCAUCCUCAUCCUCAUCCGUAUCCACGAGCCCAAUCUCUCGCUCUCAGACCCCAACCACCUCAACCGGCACCCGCAAAAGAAUCCCCCGAACUCCUUCAACACCCACCCCCACCGACUCCCUCCUCCGCGACACCAUCCCUCCCAACCUGACCCUCCUCCUCGUCGGGGUCAACCCCGGCAUCCUAACCGGCACAACAGGCUACGCCUACGCGCACCCGAGCAACCUCUUCUGGAAACUCCUCCACUGGUCCGGGAUCACCCCCAUCCGCCACCCCCCCUCCGACACAUACCGUCUCCCCGAGCUCUACAAUAUCGGGAACACGAAUAUCGUGGAACGACCGACCCGGGACGCGAGUAUGCUGAGCAAGGCGGAGAUGGAUGCGGGGGUGCCGGUGUUGGAAGGGAAGGUGGCGGCGAUGAGGCCGGAGGUGGUGUGUUUGGUGGGGAAGAGUAUUUGGGAGGCGGUGUGGAGGGUUAGGUAUGGGAGGGGGAUUCGGAAGGAGGAGUUUCGGUAUGGCUGGCAGGGGGAGGGGGAGAAUAUGGGGCGGGGGGAGGAGUGGGAGGGGGCGAGGGUGUUUGUGGCGACGACGACGAGCGGGUUGGCGGCGGGGAUGUCGUUGGAGGAGAAGAGGAGGGUUUGGGAGGAGUUGGGGAGGUGGGUUGUUUUGCGGAGGGGAGAAAUAGAGAGAAAGGGGAAGAAAGGUGGUGGUAUAUAA